Molecule: messenger RNA, 288 nt
Organism: Echinococcus granulosus
Lineage: Eukaryota; Metazoa; Platyhelminthes; Cestoda; Cyclophyllidea; Taeniidae
Product: Dynein light chain roadblock-type 2
Exons: 4
Coding region: 1-288 (95 amino acids)
Biological process (GO): microtubule-based movement
Cellular component (GO): cytoplasm; cytoplasmic dynein complex
Molecular function (GO): dynein intermediate chain binding
Source: RefSeq, a predicted model, not a curated record
AUGUUGUCAGAGGCUGAUGAAAUUAUAAAAAGACUACGAAGCCAUCCAGGUGUUAUCGGUGUAAUAGUUUCCAACCGGGAAGGAAUCGCGAUUCGCACAACUCUUGAGAAUAGCCUGACCGUUCACUACUGUGGGUUGAUUCAAGCCUUGCUGAAUAAGUCUUCCUCCGUGGUUAAAGACUUGGACCCGACCAAUGAUCUCACUUUUCUACGUAUUCGAAGCAAAAAAAACGAGAUUAUGGUAGCUCCACAGCGUGAGUAUGUGCUGAUUGUGAUUCAAAAGGCCUGA